Ascoidea rubescens DSM 1968 is the source of this 1107-nucleotide messenger RNA. It is a transcript of the gene SLX1, whose product is annotated as endonuclease. The transcript has a single exon. The record is from RefSeq and is a predicted model, not a curated record. Gene Ontology annotation, molecular function: crossover junction DNA endonuclease activity; 5'-flap endonuclease activity. Gene Ontology annotation, biological process: double-strand break repair via homologous recombination. Lineage: Eukaryota; Fungi; Ascomycota; Saccharomycetes; Ascoideales; Ascoideaceae. Bases 1 to 1107 code for a protein of 368 amino acids. Gene Ontology annotation, cellular component: Slx1-Slx4 complex.
AUGACAGCAAAAAGUGACAUUGGAAGCCAAAGAAAGAGAAAGUGCAUUUAUGAAAUGCCAGAUUUCUACUGUUGUUACGUAUUGAGGUCUGAAGUCAGUUUGAAAAAGUUUUAUAUUGGAUCAACCCCCAAUCCAGAUAGAAGAGUUCGUCAACACAAUGGUGAGUUACAACAAGGAGGAGCCUUUCGAACUAAGCAAAACAGACCAUGGAAGAUGGUUAUAUUAGUUUAUGGGUUUCCCUCAAGGAUAUCAGCAUUGAAGUUUGAGCAUUCUCUCCAGCAUCCUUUUCAAACUCGUCAUAUUUCGAAAGAAUUCAAAUUUCAUCAAAGUAAACAAGAGUAUGACAAGUCAAGAUCGAUAGGCAAUAUCAAUCAAAUAUUGAUCAAUAUCAAAUCAUUAUUAAUUUCAAAGUUUUUCAAAAAAUUUACACUAAAAUUCCAGAUAUUUGAUAAUGAAAUAUUUCAGUUAAUCAAUGAUAACACAAGAUUGAUUAAGAUGAAUCCAAAUUAUAAAAAGAAAACGAUAGACAUUUCAAGGGAAAACCAAGAUUCCUUAAUUGAAAUAUUCGAAAAUUCUGAAUUUGCUAUUAAAAAUGAUCAUACCGAUAUCAAAGAAUUUUAUCAAAUGGAAAAGAAUAUAUCUGUUGAAUUGCUUAAAAUCUGCCAGCUGAAGUUGGCCUUGGUUGAUGGGAACGACGAUGGAAACAACUGUGGAAAUGAGCAGGACAUUCGCAAGAUUAACUGUUUAAUUUGUAGCAAAGAAGUUGAAACAAACUAUUUGAAAGAGAACUUUAAGUUGUUUUUUCUCUGCUACAACAGAGACUGUAGCUUUACUUGUCAUCUACGCUGUUUGGCCUUGCAGCUUUUGAAGAAGGAUACAAACAGGCCUCUGAUGGCAGUGGUUCCCACAAUGAGAAACUGUCCUACUUGUGGAGAGGAGCUCCAGUGGCAAACAGCAGCAGGACUUUCAACAAAACUUAGAGCAGCACAAGCAGCAAAAGCAGCAGAAGCAGCACUGGAAGAAGCACCGGAAGAAGAGGCGGAUCUGCUUCUAGAGGUUACGGAUGCUCUGGAUGCGGACGCGGAAAGCAACCGCGGAAAUCCGUGA